Messenger RNA from Guillardia theta CCMP2712, 1158 nucleotides. RefSeq lists its product as hypothetical. The transcript has 20 exons. Lineage: Eukaryota; Cryptophyceae; Pyrenomonadales; Geminigeraceae. Gene Ontology annotation, molecular function: protein binding. The coding region runs from base 1 to 1158 and encodes 385 amino acids. The record is from RefSeq and is a predicted model, not a curated record.
AUGGCCAAGCCUUGCGGUGUUGGGCUACAGAUCACAUCGGCUCAGCCUUAUGUGGUGCAGAUGCUACAUGAAGGGCGAUCGGCUCAUCGCUCAGGGUUGAUCAAGCCAGGAGAUGUCUUGGCAGCUAUCGAUGGCCUUCCAACGAGGAGCAUGAGUAUCGUCGAUAUCACUUCGAGGAUGCUCGGAACUCCUGGAUCGUUCGUCCGGCUGUCCAUCUUCAGGGGAGCUCAACAGAUGGAGAUAUGGCUGAUGCGACAGGCGGUCAAGUUGACUCCCCUCCAAGCGCAACAACAGCGAGAUUUUCAGAGCCAGCAAGAACUCGGCAAGAGGAGAGUCGAGCAGCAGAGCAGCAGGAUGACGGAGCGAUCGUUUGCGAUGAGCCAGAUGUCUUUCGUAUCCAUCGACGAGAACGAGCAUGCGAGCUUGGGAGGGGAGCGAAGUUACGACCCAACUUCCAUCUCAAAGCAGUUUUCCGUGUACAGUGAGGUCAGCUUCGAUCCCGAAAGCUCAAAGUUCGCAGCAGCCGUGGAAAGCGAGAGAUCGUUCGACCCGGAUCGAUACCUGAAGCAGCUGAGCUACCUCUCAGAGAAAUCUUUCGAUCCGGAGAUGCUGGUCACCAAGUUGAGCGGGGAGAGGAGCUACGAUCCAGACAUAGACAGGGAGUCGCUCUACUCGCAAGCAUCUUUCGAUCCGGACAGGAUGGGCUUCAUGAGUGAAAAAUCGUUCGAUCCUGAGAGUGAAGCAUUCCGCCAGAUGUCGAUAACGAGGUCCCGGGUCGCUGCCAUUGCAACCUCCUCGCUGACUUUUGCGCGCAAGAGCUUUGAUCCGGAGAGCGCCAUGGAAGCGAGUCAGUCUUGCUCUGUCCUCCCUGUGCAGAACACAAAGAGGGAGAAAUCCUUCGAUCCUGACAACUUUGACGUCUUCCCUGAGAACAGUGAGAUGUCCUUCGAUCCAGACUUGUUGAGCUUUCCCAACAAAUCGUUUACAUCUUCCCUUGCGGAGUCGAGCUAUGAUCCGGAGGAAUCAGAUGAGAGAAAUGGCAGGAAAGAGAACUCCAAGAGUUUUGACCCGGAGGAGUCGCAUUGGAAUGAAGGUAGGAAGCGGCUCGAGUGUAGAGGAAGGUGCGAGGGCAAGUCCGAGAAUAGCAAAGGAAGUUAG